Aphanomyces astaci is the source of this 1624-nucleotide messenger RNA. RefSeq lists its product as hypothetical. The record is from RefSeq and is a predicted model, not a curated record. Gene Ontology annotation, molecular function: GTPase activity; GTP binding. The transcript is spliced from 5 exons. Lineage: Eukaryota; Oomycota; Saprolegniomycetes; Saprolegniales; Verrucalvaceae. Bases 22 to 1581 code for a protein of 519 amino acids.
GAAGUGUGGAUUUCACAAGCGAUGUUGCGGCGGGGUACGUUGAGCCGCGCGACCGCAGCCUCGUGGAGUUCAUUGCGUAGCUUUGCUUCCAAGCCAAAGAAGCCCAUCGUGCUCAAUGACUUCAUGCGCGUACGCGAGUUGUCCAAGAAGCUCAAAGUCACCGCGGACGAAGUCGUGAAACACGCUUGCAGGAAGCACUACCGCAAGUACUACAUGACGCAUCAUGACGUCAAGUACAAGUUCGACACACUCAAACAGGUCAUUCUGCCGCUGGAUCUAGCGGCUCGCAUCGCCGAUCACUUUGGCGUGGAGGUCGCGUACGAAGCCUUGGAGCCGCAAGACAUCGUCUCGGACCCGUCGCUCGGCGUGCUGGUGUCGCGACCGCCCGUGAUUGCCGUCAUGGGGCAUGUCGAUCAUGGCAAAACUACUCUCAUGGACACCUUGCGUGGCGCGAACGUGGCCAAGCAUGAGGUGGAGAACAUCACGCAGAAGAUACACGUGUGCGACACGAUGCUGGCGCCCGACGUUCCCGUGACUUUCCUGGACACUCCUGGCCAUUUUCACUUUACGAGGAUGCGCAACAACGCCGCAGACGUAGCGGACGUGGUGGUGCUGGUUGUGGCGGCGGACGAAGGGUGCCGCUUGCAGACGGACGAGUCCAUCGGGUGCAUCGAGUCGCUGGAUGUGCCCACCGUCGUGUGCGUCAACAAGGUCGAUCUCGUGACGCCAUCCACAAUCGACAAGAUCCGAGACCAACUUGACGAAUAUGUGGCGUUGGAGUCGAGUCCAGUGGUGCCCAUCUCGGCCAAACUCGGCACGAACCUCGACACUCUGAAGAAAACCCUGCUGCAUGUUCUGGAAGACCAAGUGCUCACCAUGCACGCACACGUUGAUCGGGGCACGCAAGGCACGGCGUUGGAAGUGGUGGCGUCGAUCGGACGCGGCACGGUUUUGCGCAUUCUCGUCCAGCACGGCGCGCUGCGCGUGGGCGACCACUUUAUCUGCGGCAUGUUGCAUGGCGUGGUGAAGAACCUGAAGCGCGCGAACGGCGAUGACGUGGCAGUCGCGUGGCCAGGGCACGUGGUGGACGUGUGUUUCAAGCGGCUGUCCAAGCACAAGGAUGCGCCGCUCGAGUUUUCAUUGCAUGUAGUGACGAAAGAUCGGGCCGAGGCGGUUCUGCACCAGCGCGAACUGGCCAUGGAUUUCCAAGCAGCGGUCGAAGUCGCCGAUGAUAACGAGAAGGUGGACGACGAGAUGCCGGCCAAGGGGUUCUUUGGCACGCCGAUCGUGAUCAAGACGGACACGGCGGGGUCACUCACGAGCAUUCUGGACACGGUGGACGCGUCCAUGCCUGGCAUCCACACGGCGCACAUGGGGCUUGGCCACGUCACGACCAAAGACGUCGAGCGCGGGUGCACCAUCUUCGGCUUCAACGUCCGCGUGGGAGCCAGGGAACGCAAGCUGGCCAAGGACCAACAUGUGAAGAUUGUGAUUCGACCUACGAUCCAUGAGUUACUCGAAGAGAUUGCCCUCGUUGCUGACGAACACGACGAAGAGUUGAACGAAGUCGGGAAGGACUAAAGCAGCAAUCAAUCAAUCAUCGUUAGAGGUCACUCCAAUAGAC